Molecule: messenger RNA, 799 nt
Organism: Homarus americanus (American lobster)
Lineage: Eukaryota; Metazoa; Arthropoda; Malacostraca; Decapoda; Nephropidae
Product: O-acyltransferase like protein-like
Exons: 7
Source: RefSeq, a predicted model, not a curated record
GCGACCUGUAGUCAAAUCUGGUGGAGGGACAUCUUAUUCAUAAACAACUUUGUGAACGAGCCUGCAGGACUAGGACUUGGAGGAGACUGUUUGGGUCAGUGUUGGUACCUGGCCGUCGGCACACAGUUAUACCUGGUGGCUCCCUUAAUCUUCCUACCAUUAUAUUACUACGCUCCCGUUGGUAAGGUCUGGAUGUAUGUGCUGUGUGUGUUGUCCAUCUACAUCCCUGCCCAGAUUAUCUACACCUAUGACCUGCCUCCCUCUUCCUUCUUAGUAGCUCGUAACGCAGAUGUGUACUACAACAAGGUCUACUUAACGCCGUGGUGUCGUGCAGGGCCGUGGCUCGUCGGAAUCUGGCUGGGCUACAUCAUGUAUACUCAAGAUCACAAGCGAGUCGUCCUGAAGAAGUGGCAGGUAGUGGGUGGGUGGACGGCAGCUGUGUGUACCGGAGUGUUGCUUGUGUUUGGGGUGUGGAGCUACAACACCGUGCCACCCAAAGCUGACUAUGACAUCGUGACCCAGGUGGUGUACGGUGGGCUGCAGCGGUUCAUGUGGGGUGUAGUGAUGGCCUGGAUUAUCUACGCCUGUCAUUACGGAGCUGGUGGCCUCGUGAAUGACUUCUCGCCACCCCAUCUGGCAGCCACUUAGCCGUCUGACCUACACCAUGUACCUAGUGACUCUAACAAUGCAAUUCGCAAUCGUGUAUCAGGCGAGGGUACCCUACUACUACUCUUACAUCAGCCUGAUUAUGGAGACGUGGUGUAAUGUGAUCUCCUUCUUCGUGGCUGUGUUGGCCUCU